AUGUAUGAACUGGAUGAAGAAAUCUCUCAGCUAACCACUACUAGUGACUCUAAAUAUGGUAUGCUGUCAAAUUUUGAAAUUGAGAAAAAAAUUGGCAAAGGACAAUUUAGUGUGGUAUUCAGAGUUAAAUGCAAAUUGGAUGGAAAACUGGUGGCAUUAAAAAAAGUUCAGAUUUCUGAGAUGAUGGACUCUAAAGCAAGAUUAGAUUGCAUAAAGGAGAUCAAUUUACUCCAGCAACUUAACCAUCCAAAUGUUAUAAAAUAUCUGGCAUCUUUCAUUGAUGACAAUGUGCUAUACAUUGUUCUUGAUUUAGCUGAUGCAGGUGACCUUUCUCGAAUGAUUAAGUAUUUCAAAAAACAAAUGAGGUUAAUCCCAGAAAAAACAAUAUGGAAGUAUUUUGUUCAAGUUUGCGGAGCUGUUGAACAUAUGCAUUCAAAAAGAAUCAUGCAUAGAGAUAUUAAACCUGCAAAUGUCUUUAUUACUGCGGAAGGGGUUGUUAAACUUGGUGAUCUGGGACUUGGCCGUUUCUUUAGCUCAAAAACAACAGCUGCUCACUCACUGGUUGGAACUCCUUAUUACAUGUCACCUGAAAGAAUACAUGAAAAUGGUUACAAUUUUAAGUCUGAUAUCUGGUCACUUGGUUGUUUAUUAUAUGAAAUGGCUGCAUUGCAGUCCCCUUUCUAUGGUGAAAAGAUGAAUUUGUAUGCUUUAUGCAAAAGAAUAGAAAAUUGUGAUUACCCUCCAAUUCCAUCUGAUAUCUAUUCUGAUGAAAUGCGAAAAUUAGUUAAAGAGUGCAUAAACUCGGAUCCAGAUAAACGUCCAGAUAUUGGAUAUGUGCAUAAGAUUGCUUUGGACAUGCAUUUCAAGUUCUCGCCUCAAGCUUCGCAGACUUAAUUUUUUUUUUUAACUGAAAAUCUUGUCUAUGAAGUUCCAAAGAAAAAAAAAUGUUUAAAUUUCAGAUAUGAAUCAUUCUUGUACUUCAUCACAAAAUAUUUUACAUUCCAAAAGUUAAAAA
Uloborus diversus is the source of this 1015-nucleotide messenger RNA. Its product is annotated as serine/threonine-protein kinase Nek7-like. Lineage: Eukaryota; Metazoa; Arthropoda; Arachnida; Araneae; Uloboridae. Bases 1 to 894 code for a protein of 297 amino acids. The record is from RefSeq and is a predicted model, not a curated record. Gene Ontology annotation, biological process: protein phosphorylation. Gene Ontology annotation, molecular function: protein kinase activity; ATP binding. The transcript is spliced from 8 exons.